Benincasa hispida (wax gourd) is the source of this 991-nucleotide messenger RNA. Its product is annotated as protein FANTASTIC FOUR 3-like. Lineage: Eukaryota; Viridiplantae; Streptophyta; Magnoliopsida; Cucurbitales; Cucurbitaceae. The record is from RefSeq and is a predicted model, not a curated record.
UCACUUUUUGAAGCCCUACAAAUUCCCCCCCUUCCCCCUUCAUUCUCUCCCCAUGCCUUUCUCCAAUUCCCUUCUUUCCCUCUUCUCCCCUGUUCUUAAAAACCUUCACUUUAAUGGCUACCAUGGUUUACCGAAGUUUACAAUCAUGUCUUGACUCUAAUCUUGUCGAUCAAAGAACCUUCAUUUUCCCUCCCUUUGAUCUCCCUUUAAAACACCCCUUUCCCGACUCUUCUAAAUCCUUAAUCCAUUCCGAUCAAUGCCAGAUUCCAAAUAAUUCUUCCCCUGCUGGAAUUCCCAAUUCCGGAGCCGGAGGCUGGACUUUCCUUCAAUCCCUCGAUGUCGGCGAGACUCCGGUGAGUAAACCAGAAUCUUUUUAUGUCCACCCACUUGCUAAACGGUUUAACCCAACUGGCCUGAGCGAGAAAAGCUUGAAACUCUGUACUGAAAAUUUGGGUAAUGAAACCGGUAGUGAUAUAAUCGAGAAUAAUAUUUUCUCGCCGGAGACUGACGGUGAGGAUUUGCAGAGAAAAUGGGAAAGAAAAUCCCAUUCUUAUUCUAAUUCUCAUUCCCAUCAAUUUCCCCCGCCGUUGACAACGAUUGGUGAAACAGAGUCGUUUAGGGUGAUGCCCCACCGGGAAGAGGGGAGGCUGAUAAUUGCGGCGGUGAGAGCUCCGGCGAGGCUGCCGUGUUUUCAAGCAGAGAGAAGUGGCGGUCGCCUGAAGCUCUGUUUCAUGACAACAGAGGAAAGUGAAGAAAUGGACAGCGGCGAUGAGGAGGUCGGAGCUGAAACGGAGACGGCGACGAUGAUGAAAAAUGAAGAAAAUGGGGAGAACAAUGGUCGAGUAAAUUUGGAGCAAUUUAGUAUUGCUACUUUUUGAUUGUAUAAAAAUAAAAGUCUUCAAGUUUAAUUUGUACUUUUUCAUCCACAAAAGUUUAAGUUUAGUUUCUUUUUGUCUUAUUUAUAUCGAAAUCUUUGUCAAUCAUAAUGACA